AUGAAGUCGACUCACGGUUCACCUUACCAUGUACAUCCUUAUCCCUCUCCUGUCCGCCUUCAACAUGCUUUUCAAGCUCAACAGAGCCCGCAAAUGUUUUAUCCAAAGGGUCUAAAGCCUCAUAUUGAUCCAAAAGCAUUUGCUACUCCAAAUGACAGCCCAAUUCUAGGUCGAGCUCUAUGUCUUACACCAAGAGGGAGUCCAUUGCCAAAUCAGGUUUCACACUUAAAUGAAAAAUUUCAAGAUUCUCUUACAUUAAAUACUGAUACAGAUGCACUAGUUGCUAAGAUAAGUGCAAUGUUUCCAACUGUUAGUGAGACACAUAUCAAGAUAUUAUUAAAAAAGUAUUACAAUCGUGAAGCUGUAGUAAUUAGUGCACUACAAGUGGAAAAACAUCCAAUUACAACACCUGGGCCUUUAUCAAUGUCUCCCUUAACAACACGCUUACAAAAAGGAGCGCUUGGGGUCUACUCAGCAUUACAAUUAGCCAAAGGAGUAUCGGGUUCAAUGCAUAGUUCCAAUCAUUACACACCUAUGACUGGAACACCACAAGGGUCCCCAUUGUUGCUUCGGCCAGCCUCAGGUGCUUCAAGUUACUAUGGUACAACAAAAUCCAUUGAUGGACAAGCACCCAGACACCAAUCACCAAAGAUGAAACUGAAAUAUUUAAAAAGUAUAUUUCCAAAAGCUGAAGAAACCUUGAUUCUGGAUGUUUUAGCCAAUAAAGAUAACAAUAUACAGAAGGCUAGUGAAGAACUUAUUACAAUGGGAUUCAGUAAGAAAGAAACAAUUAUCAAACAGCAAAAGAAAAAAGAAAAAGAAACACCACAACCUCCAAAGAAAGUUGUGAUCAUGAAGACAAUGGAAGAGAAAAAUGAUUUAAAACUAAAACUUCAAAAGAAAUAUAAUAAAUUGGCUGAAAGAGUAGUCUCUAUUGCCUUGGAAAGUGUGGAUUUUAAUGAAGAACGAGCUGAACAGAUUUUAAAUGCUGUCGUUCAAGAAGAAGAGAUCCCUAAAGUUGUUAUAACUACGGAAAUGUCUAAUGCAAGGCGGCCAGAAAACACUGAUGUAAAAAAAGGUUUCGCGAGUCCCGUGGAGCCGUCGAGCCCGCGCGUCGCUCCCGUCCCGCGCCGCCUCAAGACAUGGACGGAACAUCUGAAGCCUAUACUGAAAACAAGUAAUAUCACCGAAACGCAGCAUAAGUCUCAAUAUUCCGUGCCCUCUAAUGGACCUAAUCCUUCGCUCCGUCAAGGACCUAAAGACACUCUACUAUUAGAGGAUUAUAUGACCUGGAAUGGUCCAAAUCCAGAACUUCGAUGUGGGCCGAUCGUAAAACCUGAAGGGGCUGAGCCACGAGGAAGUAGGGAUAAACUAUCGCUAGCCCGAGGCCCCUCAUCUCUCGCUAAGGGACCAGCAGGACUGGCAAAGGGAUCUGUAUAUCAAAAACUUAAUAAGAAAUCAGCGAAAAUAGUUGUG
Messenger RNA from Brenthis ino (lesser marbled fritillary), 1476 nucleotides. Lineage: Eukaryota; Metazoa; Arthropoda; Insecta; Lepidoptera; Nymphalidae. The record is from the annotation of a GenBank genome assembly.